CACAGACGAAAACUCAAGAACAAGCCAGAUGUAGACCUUUCUUGGCAUGGAGAGUCAAGCCCAUGCUACAGCAGGAGCUUCUCCUUGUGAAGCAGAGCUUCAGGAACUGAUGGAACAAAUUGACAUCAUGGUGAGCAACAAGAAGUUAGACUGGGAAAGAAAGAUGCGGGCAUUGGAGACACGGUUGGACCUUCGGGAUCAAGAGUUGGCCAAUGCACAGACUUGCUUGGACCAGAAAGGCCAGGAGGUGGGGUUACUUCGACAAAAGUUGGACAGUCUAGAAAAAUGUAAUCUAGUAAUGACUCAGAACUACGAAGGACAGCUACAGGCCCUAAAAGCUCAAUUCUCUAAGCUAACCAAUAACUUUGAAAAACUGAGAUUACACCAGAUGAAGCAAAAUCAGGUUCACCGGAAGGAAGCCCCCAGCAAAGAAGAAAUGCCCUUCGAGCUAAACAGUUUGAAUCAGAAGCUGGAGGAGUUCCGAGCGAAGUCAAGGGAAUGGGACAAACAGGAGAUCCUCUAUCAGACCCACCUGGUGUCUUUGGAUGCUCAACAGAAAUUACUAUCUGAAAAAUGUAAUCAGUUCCAGAAACAGGCACAAAGUUACCAAACUCAGCUAAAUGGUAAGAAGCAAUGCCCAGAGGGCAGCAGCCCAGAACUCCCUCACAUGGCCUGUGACUCAGAUCCUGGCUGCGAAGCCGGCCAAAGAGAUGAGUUCAUCAUUGAAAAGUUAAAGUCAGCCGUGAGCGAAAUAGCACUGAGCAGGAACAAGUUACAGGACGAAAACCAGAAGCUUCUGCAAGAACUGAAGAUGUGCCAGAGACAGUGUCAGGCCAUGGAAGCAGGACUGUCAGAGGUGAAGAGUGAGUUGCAGUCGCGUGAUGCUCUCCUGAGGAUUAUAGAAAUGGAGAGAUUGCACUUGCAUAGAGAGCUGUUGAAGAUGGGAGAAUGCCAGACUGCUCAAGACAACAGGAAAAGACUUGAAGCAUCGUAUUCCCCUUCUACUAAAGAAGCAGAGAGGAAAAGGAAAGACUUGUUUUCGAUGGUCUCCGACCAACCAAAUCAUGAAAAAGAGUUAAACAAGAUGAGAAGCCAGAUGUAUCCGGGGGAAGGCGGACAUGCGGAGCAGGAGCGCAUGAGGAGCGAGAUCUCCGACCUCACCCAGGAGCUUCACCAGAAGGACAUGACUAUUGCAGCUGUCAUGAAGAAAGCCGCCCUUCUGGAAAGACAGCUAAAGAUAGAACUAGAAAUAAAAGAAAAAAUGUUAACCAAGCAACAGGUCUCUGAUGUGAGAUACAGAGCUGUCCGAACAGAAAGCACACAUCCUCUGAAAGGAAUGAUGGGGGACUUAGACCCUGCACGGUACUUGAGUAUGGACUUUGCUGACAAGGAGCAGCCACAGUACACAUCGAUUAACAAACUGGAGUACGAGAAUGAAAGACUCCGAAGUGACCUCGCCAAGCUCCACGUCAAUGGAAAGGCAGCAUGGCCUAAUCAGAGUAGCUACGAUGAAACAGGAACAUAUGUCUACCGGAGCCAGCUGAAGAUGGACACAAGCGGAGACAGAAUUAGCCAAGACUGUGAACUGAACAGAAGCUCUACGCCACCUUUGCCAUGUCAGACCAAAGAGAUGACAAGUCCCUUGCUUAGUGACGACGAAGUUUUUCCUCUGUCUCCCCCAGAUAUGUCCUUCCCUGCUUCCCUGGCUGCACAGCACUUCCUGCUGGAAGAAGAGAGGCGGGCCAAGGAGCUGGAGAAGCUGCUCAACACACACAUCGACGAGCUGCAGAGGCACACCGAGUUUACACUCAACAAAUACACCAAGUUCAAGCAGAGCAGACACAUAUGAGCUCUGCACCUUUUCUGUUUGCUUCCUCUCCAAAAGAAGGAAAGGGGGGAGCUCCGCUUGCAAAGCAGACUCAUGAAACUGAGAACUCGCGUUCAGUCUCCACUAGUAAACCACUUGCUAAGACGGCUAGAAGGCAGCCUUUGUCCACAAAGCUGUUUGUUUCUGCAUUUCACUUUCUAAUUGUUCUGUUAGGAUAGAAUAAGCAUGACUAGCCCCAAAGGCUUUCUUUCCUGCCCAAGGAAUCGUUUGGGAUUAAAAUGAAUUAGUUCUGAUUUUAAUCAUGUAUGCUAAAGUCCCAUUUCCUGUGUAACAGGCAGCGAGAAAGGGAAGCACUCGACUCCAAACAUAAGGAGACUGAGUGCAGCCCUCUGAGCUGGGCACAAAAACUCAAGGACUCCUAAAAGUAAAAGAUGUUUAGGUAGGUACACUGGACUGCGCAAACACCCUAAGAUUUGUUUAGAAGCAAAAGGAUGUGCCUUUGCUGUUUUACAUCCCCUAAGUAGCGUCUCUGCCUGAGCAUCAGGAAGGAUUUUUCUGAAUGUGCACUGUGCACAGUAAAAGCUGCUGUGCCAGACAGCCGUGCUACCACCGAGACACGGCACACAGAGCACGAAGCUGCCUCCGUCCCCCGUGUAACCACUCGUUUGUAAUAAAAUA
Messenger RNA from Phodopus roborovskii (desert hamster), 2506 nucleotides. RefSeq names its product deuterosome assembly protein 1 (gene Deup1). The transcript is spliced from 13 exons. Lineage: Eukaryota; Metazoa; Chordata; Mammalia; Rodentia; Cricetidae. The record is from RefSeq and is a predicted model, not a curated record. Gene Ontology annotation, cellular component: deuterosome; centriole. Gene Ontology annotation, biological process: de novo centriole assembly involved in multi-ciliated epithelial cell differentiation; centriole replication. Bases 47 to 1849 code for a protein of 600 amino acids.